This is a messenger RNA of Hydractinia symbiolongicarpus, 851 nucleotides long. RefSeq lists its product as uncharacterized. The record is from RefSeq and is a predicted model, not a curated record. Gene Ontology annotation, molecular function: nucleic acid binding. NCBI's taxonomy places the organism in Eukaryota, Metazoa, Cnidaria, Hydrozoa, Anthoathecata, Hydractiniidae. Bases 87 to 851 code for a protein of 254 amino acids. The transcript has a single exon. Gene Ontology annotation, biological process: DNA integration.
UACUGAAUGAAUGAAUAAAUUUUACUUUUAGGCAUGUUGACGGACAUCAUAAGCUUAUACGAUGGCGCUUCGUAAUUCACGGUGGAAUGGACGGUUAUAGCAGAAUGAUAACAUCCCUUAAAUGUAGCACUAACAACCGAGCAGACACUGUGUUUAAAUUGUUCGAGGAAGCUAUUCGAAAACAUGGAUUACCAUCACGCAUACGUGCUGAUUUUGGCACAGAGAAUGUUGAAAUUGCACGUUUCAUGUUAAGCUGUCCAGAGAGGGGACUAAAUCGUGGAAGUAUGAUAUGUGGAUUGUCUGUUCACAAUCAAAGGAUUGAGCGACUAUGGGGUGAGGUUAAAAGCAAUGUCGUUCGCCACUUUCAAAAUAUUUUUUACUUUCUGGAAAGACAAGGAUUUCUUGAUCCUUUGAAAGAAGUACAUCUUUUUUCGUUACACUACGUAUAUACAGACCGUAUAAACGAAGCUUUGAAUGAGUUGGUCAGGGAUUGGGCUUUCCACCCAAUGUCAAGUGCACACAAUAAAUCGCCUCGUCAAUUAUGGCACGAAGGUAUGACAAGAGUGAUCGAAAAUGAUCCAUUGUCUCUAGAAGCCGCCCAAGUGCAAAGUUGGCAUGACUAUGGCAUAGACGAGACUGCCCCUCUGCCAGAGAUAAAUUCCGACAACGAUGUGGAAAUUCCAGAGACACUGUCUCUUUUAUGUCAUCAUCAUUCAGUGAUUUUAGGAACUCUGGUCAAUUCAUUACACGAUGACGCAAAUGAAGGUAUCGACAACUAUCUACAAACUGUCCAAUAUGCACAAGGACAUGCCAAUGAUAGUUGCUGCAUAGGCAUAGGCGAGGGCAACUGA